This is a messenger RNA of Gryllus bimaculatus (two-spotted cricket), 4535 nucleotides long. The record is from the annotation of a GenBank genome assembly. Lineage: Eukaryota; Metazoa; Arthropoda; Insecta; Orthoptera; Gryllidae.
UUGGGCAUUAAAUGUACUAAAGCUUUCAUGACUUCCAUUCCAGUUGAUGAAAAUAUACCUGUCAACACGUCUUUGAAUACCUUCAUCAGAAAUUAUGCCAAGUUGACAGGAACAAAGGCCAUGUGCCUUGAAGGUGGUUGUGGAGCAUGUGUGGUAACAGUCUGGCACAAAGAUCCUGUAACUAAACAAAAAGCACCUAUUGCUGUUAACUCGUGCUUGUUUCCUGUUUUGGCUUGUGAUGGUUUAGCUGUCACAACCAUAGAAGGUAUUGGAAAUAAGUUAGAUGGUUACCAUAGGCUGCAGACUCGUAUCAUGCAGUUGAACGCCACACAGUGUGGCUUUUGUACUCCUGGAAUGGUCAUGAAUAUGUACAGCUUGUUGGAAAAAGGUCAUUUAACAAUGAAAGAAGUGGAAAACUCUUUUGGAGGUAGUAUUUGCCGAUGUACUGGAUACAGGCCUAUUCUUGAUGCGUUUAAAUCCUUCAGCAGUGAUGUGUCAGAAGAUUUGAAGAAACGAUGUGAAGAUAUUGAGGAAUUGUAUAAAAUAAAAAUUUGUGAAAAAAGUGGACAACCUUGUUCAGGAAAAUGUGGUGAUUCUGUAAAAUGUGAAAAGUUGGGUUCAACAUUAUUGCAUAUUGAAGCAUCAGAAGGAGAAUGGUUUGCUGCUUCAUCAAUAUCAGAUAUACUGAGCAUUUUUGACACUAUUGGGGACAAAACAUAUAUGUUGGUGGCAGGAAACACUGCGAAAGGUGUGUAUCAUCGUGUAAAUGAACCUCAAGUUUUCAUUAAUAUCAAUUCAGUGUCCGAAUUAAGAUCCCACUCUGUGGGAGAGGAAAUCAUUCUUGGUGCCAAUGUAACACUUACUGAAGCAAUGGAGCUUUUCUACAAAUUGGCUAAAGAGCAACCAAAAAAAUUUGCUUACACUAAAGUUCUUGCAGAUCACAUCGAUCUUAUAGCCAAUGUACCUGUGAGAAAUACUGGAACAAUUGCAGGAAAUUUAACUAUAAAAUAUGAACAUAAUGAGUUUCCUUCUGAUGUUUUCCUUAUCCUGGAAACUGCUGGAGCUACUUUAACAGUUGUUGAUAAGGAUAAUAAAGAAGAGGUAGUUACUCUGCCUGCCUACUUAAAUUUAAAUAUGAAGAAAAAGGUAUUGAAAAAUGUUAAGCUUCCUUCUUUGGAUGAAUCAUUCCGUGUGGGAUCCUUCAAGAUAAUGCCUCGUGCACAGAAUGCUCAUGCUUAUGUAAAUGCAGGAUUUCGUUUCAAGAUCAAUUCACAGGGAUCUGGAAGGACUCUAGCUGGAAAACCAACAGUUGUUUUUGGAGGAAUAAACCCUUCAUUUCUUCAUGCCUCAAAAACUGAAGAAUAUCUGAAAGAUAAAAAUGUUCUGGACCAAGCAGUUUUGCAAGGUGCUUUGAAACAAUUAGAAGGAGAAUUGGUUCCUGAUCAUGUACUUCCAGAUGCUACUCCGGAAUACAGAAAAGGGUUGGCAAAAGCUUUACUAUACAAGUUUAUUAUUAGUUUGGCUCCAGAUUCAGUGAAAAAAAAUGUUAAAAGUGGUGGACCAGUAUUGCAUCGACCUGUUUCCAGUGGUAAACAAGAGUUUGAAACAGACAAAAAGGAAUGGCCUCUGAAUCAGCCCAUUCCAAAAGUGGAGGCUCUUGUUCAGGCCUCAGGUGAAGCAAAGUAUGUAAAUGAUGCACCUCACUUACCAGGAGAAUUAUAUGCUGCUUUUGUGUUAUCUUCGGUUGGACCUGCAACUGUUGAGAAAAUUAAUGCAACAGAUGCUUUGAAUCUACCAGGUGUGGUUGCAUUUUACAAAGCAGAGGAUAUUCCUGGCAAGAAUACUUUCACUCCCCCUCUUGCAGGAUUAGAUGAAGAAGAACAGAUUCUGUCUCCUGGAAAUGUGAAAUUUGCUGGUGAAGCCCUUGGAAUAGUAGUUGCUGAAACUCAAGAUAUUGCUUUAAGAGCUGCAAAAUUGGUGAAAGUUGAUUACAAGGAUGUGAAGAAACCUGUGUUAACAAUACGUGAAGUAUUGUCCUCAGGUGAUAAAAGUAGAAUUGCAGACAAAGGAAAAAUUGACCCUACUGACCCCAAAGCAAAAUCUGAAGCUAAGCAUGUUAUAAAGGGAAAUUUUGAUAUUGGGGGUCAGUAUCAUUUCACUAUGGAAACUCAAAGUUGUGUGUGCAUUCCUAUUGAAGAUGGUAUGGAUGUUUAUUCUGCAACCCAAUGGAUGGAUCUUACACAAUUUGCCAUUUCUCUGGCACUUGGUAUACCGGAAAAUUCAAUUAAUGUCUAUGUAAGACGUUUGGGUGGUGCAUAUGGAGCUAAAAUUUCUCGUGCAACUCAUGUUGCUACAGCUUGUGCUCUAGCUGCCUACAAGUUGAACAGACCUGUCAGAAUGGUCUUGAACAUUGAGGACAAUAUGAAAUCCAUGGGCAAGAGAUUUUCUUGUGCUAUUGAUUAUGAGGUUGGCGUGGAUGACAAUGGAGUAAUAAAGUACAUGGAAGCCACACUGUAUGAGAAUGCUGGUUAUGUUUUUAAUGAAAGUGUUGUAGGUUUUACCAUUCAUCAUUUUGUCAGUUGUUAUGACCAGAGUACUUGGUCUGUGAAAGCAAGAUCUGUCCGUACUGAUCUCCCUAGUAAUACUUACUGUCGAGCACCAGGAUCUACUGAGGGAAUUGUGUUUAUUGAAAAUAUAAUGGAACAUAUUGCAAAAACUUUAAAUAAAGAUCCUAUACAGGUUCGCAUGAAUAAUUUGAAGAAAGAUAGCCCAAUCCAGAAGCUAACAGAAGAAUUGAAGCAAUCAUCAUCUUAUGAUGAAAGGGAAAAUCUUUGGAAGAAACGAGGAAUUGCUUUUGUGCCUAUGGAGUAUCCCUUUGGUUUCUGGGGGAAUUUCCAUGCAAUAGUUUCCAUUUAUGCUGGAGAUGGGACAGUGGCUGUAGCUCAUGGAGGAAUAGAGUGUGGCCAAGGCAUUAACACAAAGGUCACACAAGUAUGUGCUCAUAUUUUGGGUAUCUCUCUCGACCUUGUUAGUAUAAAGCCAAGUAACAAUUUGACUGCUCCAAAUGGUAUGGUAACUGGAGGCAGUAUUGCAAGUGAAGCUUGUUCUUAUGCAACCAUGAUGGCAUGCAAAGAACUCCUCAAAAGACUAGAACCUGUCAAAAAAACAAUGGAUCACCCAACAUGGCAGCAAUUAAUAGCAGAAGCAUAUAAACAAAAUGUGGAUCUUUGUGCUACUUACAUUAAGGUUAUCUUACGUGUGGAUCUCAUUGAAGAUUGUGGCAUAAGUUUGAGUCCAGAAAUUGAUGUGGGUCAAAUUGAAGGAGCUUUUGUAAUGGGUCUUGGAUAUUAUCUCAUUGAAAAUCUCGUAUACCAUCCCAACAAUGGAGAACUACUUACUAAUAGAACUUGGAAUUAUAAAACACCUGGGGCUAAAGACAUACCAAUUGAUUUCCGUAUACAGUUCAGAAGAAAUGCACCUAAUCCUACUGGUGUUCUCCGAUCAAAAGCUACUGGCGAACCUCCACUUUGUAUGAGUUGUGUGGUUAUUUUUGCUCUGAGAAAUGCAUUGGAUUCAGCACGAAAAAAUGCUGGAAAAUCUGAGAAGUGGUAUAAAUUUGAUGCUCCAGCAACUACUGAAAAUAUAUUCCUGACUGGUUUGCCUGAGGCUGAUAGAUAUAUCUUGUAAUAUGAUGAAGAACAGAUCAUUCCACAAAAACCUUUUUUUUUUUUAUAAGUGAUGCACAUAAAAUGAAAUGUCAUUUAUAACAAGAAAUUUUGGACAAGAUUAUUUUUAAAACUCAGAUUGAUGAGUAUUAUUAAUGUUUUAUGACAUCACUGUAUUACACAUCACAAUUCUGUGACUAUACCUUUUGAAUAUUUCAUCAUUAUGUGCAUGCAUAAUGCAUAAGUUUCAGCAUUGAUAAUAAACUUGAUUUGGAACUACUUGUUACUUCCUCUAGUGCUUGUUUCCUUUCAAAAUUGAGGCGAAAGGUUAAAUUUUGGAAAUUGAAGGAUUGUGUGUGCUAAACUUGAGGUAAAAGUAAUGCCAUUUUCUGGUGUUUUAAAAAUAUUUAAGAUCACAUUUUUAUGUUAUAUCCGUUGUAGUUUCAUUAACUGGCAUAAAUCAAAUCAAUGGAAUUAUUUUCUUGCUGCCUUUUCUGGUCUUGGGGAAUAUUUCAUGUAUUUAUAGCUAUCACAAAUUUGAAUUUUAUAAUUUUAUAAGUGUUACUGGAAAAGAGUUCAGCAAUGAAGAUCACCUUAAUUUUCUCAAGGCUUGUGGAAUAAUUAAAAACAGAUUACCAAGAGUAUUAAAAUGGUGAUAUCACAUUCAAGUUUAAAUAUUUCUUUCACAGCAUUGAUUGCAAUGGUGUAGGCACUAACAAUAUUAAGAUAUACAAAAAGAUUUUUGUAUUGGACACAAAUAUGAAAAUUGUUGUCUGUGGCUGUUAAUAUCAUCUGACUAUGUGAUAUCUGCUUAUUAUUUUUGUAUGGUACAUUUUAUGUACAGAAUUAAUAAAAUCAAUAUUAGUUAAA